Molecule: messenger RNA, 429 nt
Organism: Knipowitschia caucasica
Lineage: Eukaryota; Metazoa; Chordata; Actinopteri; Gobiiformes; Gobiidae
Source: the annotation of a GenBank genome assembly
AUGCAGAGCCCGGAGGACAGAGCAGAGGAGAGGGGAGGGACUAUGUGGAGAGAGUCGGUGUGUUUGUGGAGAGUGUGGAUGCAGCUCUGGAGGAUGGAGUGUUUGGUUGUGUCUCUUCAAAGCCAAGGUCGAGGAGAGACGCGUGGAAAGGCGCAGGAAUGGAUGGACCGGGGGGGGGCUGGGUGGGGGGGCAGAGAGAGGAGAGGGGGGGGGGGGGGGUCUCUCAAAUCUGCCACAUACACCUGUCUGUGCCAAUCACGUGUCAGAGCCGAGCUUGAUCUACCACAGCCUGUCUUUACCGAGCUCCACUUCUGCCAAGAGGACGUUCACUUGAAAACACGGUGGACGGAUCUCGACAGCAGCAAGACGGACGUGGAAAUGAUGGAUAAGACGUGGGGCUGUGAUGUCGGGACGCACUCAAAGGCUUGA